AUGGGUUUCAAGCGCCGUCGCGAACCUCACAAUGUCGACGUGAAGCUGGUGGAGCUUUACGAAGACCUCGCCAGCGAAAAAGAUGAGAUCCGACUGAAGGCCGCUUCGGGGCUUGUAUCCCAAUUCACCCCGGACCAAGACCCCGCCGAUGAGAAAAUUAAAAAGGUGCUAGCGAGACUCUUCCGUGGUCUCUGCAGCAGCCGCAAAGCAGCUCGCAUCGGCUUCUCGAUCGCCUUGACCGAGAUCCUUACACAAGUCUUCACUGUACCAAGGGAGACUGAACGAUUCAGCUUCGCCGAUGCCCUUAAAUUGUGGGAGGCUCAGUCGAACUCCUCCGGUAGUGAAUCUGGACAGGAACAACGCGAUCAUCUUUUCGGUCGGCUAUUUGGUGCCGAAGCCGUUAUCAAGUCUUCCGUCCUUUUCCAGUCCACCGUCCCCUUCGAGCACUGGACACAAGUCAUCGACCUCAUUUUCGAUCUCGCACAGAAGAAACCAUGGAUCCGCGAGGAGUGUGGCUGGAUCGUAUACCAGUGCGUGUAUGACUUAGCCGCCCGCAAGAUGGAUAACAAGUACAUCGAGGCUGCGUUGGAACGUCUCUGCUCGCACGACCUCGCUCGGUCGCCCGAGGGUAUCUCUAUCUGGUUGGCCGCGAAGGACAUGUUCCCCGAAGCUACCUUCCCCAGCAAGGUCUGGAAGCACGACGAUCCCCUCGACACCAAGGAGCGCAGCAGUCUGUCGAAGAUCAUGAAGGAGUCCGGCGCGGGCGCAAGUGAGAGCGAGAACAAGACGAAUACCGCGAAGUCUUCUGGUGUCUGGAACUCCAAGCUGCACUUCGCUUGGGAAGCUGUUAUGUUGCGGACUAGCUCUGAGUCGAAGGAGAAGUCGAAGAAGUCUCGCAUGAGCUUUGCUGAUUUCUGGACCGAGGUUGUGGACAAUGGACUUUUUGCUGCUGCCUCAUCCGAAGAGCGCAAGUACUGGGGUUUCCUUCUUUUCUCUAGACUCAUCAACGAUGGCGCUGCCCAGCAGGCCUCCCAAACCUUCACAAAGAACCUCAUGCGCUGUCUGGUCAACCAACUUGCUGUCGAGGACCGAUACCUCCACCGCAUGGCCGUCAAGACAGCCAAGGCCAUCCAGGCCCGCGUUGCCAAGGAGCCCUCAUUCGCAGCAGUGGCUAUUCGUGGCUUGAUGGGAACCAGCGGCACACUCAACUUCGACCAGGCCACCAAGACCAAGACCGUCGAGAAGAUCGUGGCCGAGGCCAACCACGAAGCUCUGGAGGAGAUCGUUCCCUUCUUCGAAAAGCUUAUCCAAAACCCUGGAUCAACCGAGGAGAAAAUCUCCGCCACAAACCGCCAGUUCGUUGCUGGUCUUCUGCUCUCAAUCGUGCGCUCAAAGGCAUCUGCCGCCGAAGAUGAUGCCGAAGAUCUCCAAGCUAGCCUUGAGCAGAUCUUGUCUAUCUUCGUGCGCUUCGCAUACUUCAAUAAUACCGCCAAGGGCUCAUCUGCCCCAGAACCUGCCCUCUCGUCUGCGACGCAAGAGAUGCUGCGCAACCGCAUCAACUCUUGCCUGAACAGUCUCAUCUCUAACCAGAAAUUCGCCGCUACUCUCCCCUAUGCGGUGGUGAAGCAGAUUCGCGAUGCGGCGAAGUCUGGCGAAUUCGGAAAAUUCAUCAUCGAAAUCGAUGAUAAGCUGCAGGAGUCUGUCAAGGCUGCUUUCAAAUCUCUCAAGAAGCUUGCUUCAAAGGAAAAGAAGGAAAAGGGCAUGGCUGCGUUCAAGCUGCUUUACUCCUUGACUCUUAUGCAAGUAUACAACGGAGAUGCCGACGCAGUUUCCAUGCUGGAUGAGCUUGAGUUCUGCACCACCAAAUUCCUUGGCGACAAGGAGUCCAAGGAAGAUGCCGGCGACGCAUCUGAUGCGCUUGUUGAGAUCCUUCUCAGUUUCGCAUCUAAGCAAUCACAGCUCUUCCGUCGUAUGAGUGAGCAAGUCUUUGGCGCAUUUGCCAACCAAAUCACCGAGAAUGGUCUGGAGUCCUUGAUCUCAAUCCUCGAAGCCAAGGAGAGUCUGGCUGGACAACAAGAGAUGUUCGACGAGGACGAGGGCGAGGGCGAUGAAGAGGAAGGCUCUGAUGCCGAGAUGAUGGAUGUUGAUGAGGAUGAACUCGACAGCGAUGUCGAGGUCGUCGAGGCAGGUGAUGACAAGUCCGAAUCCGACUCAGACGAUGACGAGGAAGAGGAAGAAGAAGAAGACGAAGAAAACGCACUAGAAGUUGCCGCCUUCGAAGCUAAAUUAGCCGAAGCCCUUGGCCAACACGGCGCCGACGGCGAAGGUGAAGAUUCCGACGCAGACAUGAACGACGACGAAAUGGACGAGCUCGACGACAAGCUGGUCCAAGUAUUCAAGGCACGUCAGCAACAAUCAUCGCAACGCAAAGACAAGAAAGACGCCCGUGAGAACAUGGUCAACUUCAAGAACCGUGUUCUGGAUCUCCUUGAGAUCUUUGUGAAAAAGAGCCACUCCCGUCUGUUGGCGCUCGACCUUCUCCUUCCUCUCCUACGCCUCUCGCGCCGCUCAAGCGUGAAGCAAGUCGCGACCAAGGCAAACAAUGUCCUUCGCGAAUACACAAAGGCCUGCAAGGGCAAUUCUUUGCCUAAGCUCGAGGACCAGGAACAAGUUGAUGCGCUUUGGGAGCUUUUGAAGUCUGUUCACAAGGAGGCGAGUCACAGUGGACCUAUGGGACAUGCGAAUGCCUGUAGUCAGGCUAGUUUGCUCGUCACUAAGGUUCUCGUUGCUCAUGAUAAGGAUGCUAUUGCGGGUGUGGUGGAUGUCUACGCUGCUACUCGCAAGGAUCAGCUUAUGAGCACCAAGUGCCAUGUGCAGCCUUCAUUCUUCUCCGAGUGGAACAACUGGUGUGUCUCUGCCAGUAAGCAAUUGAAGUGA
Messenger RNA from Penicillium brevicompactum, 2937 nucleotides. RefSeq names its product DNA-directed DNA polymerase POL5. Gene Ontology annotation, cellular component: nucleolus. The record is from RefSeq and is a predicted model, not a curated record. Bases 1 to 2937 code for a protein of 978 amino acids. Gene Ontology annotation, molecular function: transcription factor binding; rDNA binding. Gene Ontology annotation, biological process: regulation of DNA-templated transcription. The transcript is spliced from 5 exons. NCBI's taxonomy places the organism in Eukaryota, Fungi, Ascomycota, Eurotiomycetes, Eurotiales, Aspergillaceae.